ACCGCACAUAAUUUUGUGCCUCUCCACUGGAACUCCACUCCAUCCUGACACAAAUUUUUUUUGGGCAGUCAGCCAGCCAGUUAGGCUCAUCAGAAGUCAGACGGCCAGUCAGACUACCAACCGCGAACGUCCAAAUCUAAACACUACACAAUAGAUCAUGCCAUUACCUGCACUAACAAGCAAAAGAACAGAGAAUUCCGAACUGUCGCAUAGACAAGCGACGGAAUCAACACCAUUAUCAAAGUUGUCCUUCAAAGCAUCACCAUGGCAACCAGGCAAUACCGCUGCACAAACCGCACCUUCUCCAGUAACGCAGAACAAGCCAUCACCUGUGUUUGAUCCUUUUAAGUUUGAUUUUCAAUAUAUAGCACCGGAAGGCGUUGUGCAAACGGAUGAGGCACUGACGGAAAAUGAACAGCUGGCGUCGAUUGUUGAGUCCCUGCAUGACACAAAGCUUAGCAAUACCUGGGCACCUCCAUCAAGUCAAAUGCUAACACCGUCUCUAACCGCAUGGGAACCUCGAUCUUCACCAUCGCAUGAGUUUGAGGAUGCAAGCGAGUUUGACCCAACUCUACAAUACCAUAACGGGCAAUUAUUGGACGUAGCCACCAUUGAAGAUAUUUCUCGAAUUUCUUCACUAGAACCGUCGAUGGAAGAACAGACACGUGAAGGCGUGGAUACCGAUAUGGGCCCUGAACAAUUAUUACGAGCUAUCUUUACCGAUCUGCAAGAGUCUGAGGUUCAACAAGCUUUUGAAGCAAAUCAUUAUGACAUUGAUGCGACAAUGGAGUGGCUGCUCCAACGACACCAACAUGGUAAAAAUACUCCACCUCCAGUACUAAGUCCGUCACCGCCAAAACCAAUACUACCUACUGUGUUCCCAUAUCAACCACAUCACAAAAGACAAGUCUGUCGACACUUUUUGGCUGGGGAGUGCUAUCGAAAGGAUUGUUGGUACUCGCAUGAACUGGAAGCUAAAGUGUGUAAAUUCUGGUUGCAAGGUUCAUGUCUCAAAGGGGAAGAUUGUGAAUUUAAUCAUCAUAUUGAUGUUGAAACAGCGACUGCCAAAUUUGCUCAGGAUACCCGAAAAAAGCAACAAGACAUGGUUGUCAUCAAUGACGAAGAGUAUCCAGAUUUGAAUUCAGCACAGAGUCGUAAAAGAAACAACAAUCAACACCCCCCAACUUCAACCACCAUAACAAUCAGUGACGACCAUGACUCAUUUCCAUCAUUGGGAAGUCAGACAAAGCGAUCGACCAAACCCAUCAUUAACUUUGCUACUGUGGCCAAGAAGAAAGCCUCACAACCUGUUAAACCCAAGCCUUAUUCCAAUUCAACAGCGGCGGCUGGUAUACUAAAGACACAAAAGGUCACUGGUGGUCCAUUAACAAAACCAGUGGAUUUACCAUGGCUACAAACGGGAAGUCAAGUUCAUCAUCUUUACAUGGAGAAGCGUCAAGAGGCUAUUCAAUGUGGUUUGCUGCGAAAUCGGUUGUUUGCCAGAGCAUCUUCUUACUAUCUCAAGGGUGAUGGCGCCAAGGCUCGAGCUUAUAGUAAUGAAGCCAGACGACUCAACAAUGACAUGCGUGAACUCCAUCGCAUUGCAUCACAACAAAUCUUUGAGCAGAGGAAUCAGAACGAAGCUUAUCUUGACCUUCACGGUUUACACGUGGAAGAAGCGCUAUCAUUACUAGAACAACGGCUUGAUACCCUCCACCAUGGCGUCCUCUAUGUGGUUACUGGCACAGGGCAUCAUAGCACUGGAAGAACGGGUCAACUCCAACCAGCCGUUCGCCAAUGGCUCGAUCAACACCAACCUUACCCAUGGGCAGAAACGCAUAUACGAGGUGAUUCACGAGGCGGUGUGUUUGCCAUUGGAAUUGAUCUGCAAUCUCUCUAGUCCGAGUAUAGUAGGUCUCGAGUUAAAUCAAUGCCGCACUGGUCCCCCCAUGACGCACAUAAGCUGGGCUUGAAACCCUGUCCUUUUUUAUUUGAUUCGGCGCUCUAAUCUUGAAUUUUGGGGGGGAGAGGAGAGGGCAUUGGAGGGAAAGGGGAGUGUGAGCAGGAGAAGAGGA
Molecule: messenger RNA, 2075 nt
Organism: Umbelopsis ramanniana AG
Lineage: Eukaryota; Fungi; Mucoromycota; Umbelopsidomycetes; Umbelopsidales; Umbelopsidaceae
Exons: 4
Coding region: 158-1900 (580 amino acids)
Molecular function (GO): metal ion binding
Source: RefSeq, a predicted model, not a curated record